UAUUAUUAUUGUGUACUUUGUGCGUGUUGUGUUAGCUCUGUGUUAUCUAAUUUUAUAGAAUGAUUAAAAUAUAUUGAAGUAGAAAAGUAAAUGGAAGAUUCGAUGAUGGUCUUGGACCAUUUAAAGUUUAGUUAUCUUUGCGUUGCAAAUAAGACUUUGUGGAUUAAAGCACCGUGCAUAUCUCAGAAAGCUUCAAUUGUGUUUGAAGCUUUCGAAGCCGUGUUCAUGGAACUAUGAACCUGGAUUCGUUGUCUUUUACUUUGUCACAAAUCAGUUAUUUAGUUGCAUCUUUGACUAAAAAGAACUACAAACAAGUAGUUGCUGAUCUUUCAAAGUUAGUAACUCUCCACGGUCUGGAGGCAGACCGUCACUUGCUCCAAUGCCUGUUUUCAUCUGUGGAUUUUUCUGAACCUACAAGUAAAAUUACUGUUCCAUCUCUUCAAAGUCAAGCACUCGUGGAACGAUACAACACUUUCCUAAACAAGCCAUCAUUACUUUCUUUUAUUUGCUACAGUACUGAUAAGCCAAUAAACAAACAAAAGAUCUUAAAAGUUGGACCACAGUUCUUCCAACAAUUGUGCAAGUGCCUGCGCCUCUCAGCUGUUCAGGAGGUAGUCUUUGCUCUAGCCCUCCUCCAUUCUACUAAUCCAGAAGUGGUGGCCUUGGCUCAAGCCCACAUACGCCACACCAUCCCCACGCUCGUUCAAUCGUAUAUAAACACCGAAGGUAGUGCUCGCCAACACGAAGGUGGUCUUCACGACACCAGUCCAGAUAUACUGCACGUCAUCCUUUCAGCCGUUCUCAAAUCACCAAAAGAAUUAGGUCUCACUAACGACGUUCAUACAAACUUUCUUAAUACUUUACAGCGUGAUUUCCCAAAAGACAUUGUUCCGGUCGUUCUUGCGCCCCUAAUAUACCCCGAUCAGUGUGAAUUAGCGCCCGAUAUGUCCUCGGACGGCCCCGGUCUACCCGGGGGUAUGAUAGACACUUCUCUUGCCGACCUGGUAUCAGAACUUGGAUACUCCUUUACUUCAUCAGUGGAUGAGUGUCGUAACAAUUUAUUAAAGCUCGGUGGCCGCGAUGUGACUCCAUCGGCAAUUGCAAGAGUGCUAACCCUCAUGUGUAAAACCCAUGAUGACUCUCUUGGAUCGUUCAAAGAGUCCCGAGGCGCCUCUUGGAACGUGGAAGUGCUUGUUCAAGCUUUAAAAGAAAUAAUUCCCAAUUUCCAAUGGAACAACGUUGUUGUCGAAUUAGAUCAUUCUGAUUUCGUAAUCAAGGAUCGGCAAAGUCUUAUCCUGUUAAUUAAUGCACUACGUGUGGGAAUACAGUAUUUUGGAUUCCAUCCUGAAACUUUCCCCGUAGAUCAGUUUUAUCGCAGAUGGAAAAACGUCGAGGGUCAGUUUAGCUUGAUACAGAAUGUAUUAAAAAAUCCAGAUGUAUUCUGUUUCGCGGAUUACCCUUUCCUGCCAGUUACAGUAGACGUGCUUAAAACGCCCCCUGAACAAGAUAACAAAGAGCUAGCCAAUUGGAGAUCUUUAAAUCUUGUAGAGUUGCUCCUUACUAUAGCUGAUUAUGGACUGUACCCUCAGGUUCAAGAACUGUUUAAGUUCCCAUUACAAAAUUGCCCGGACGUGUUGGUGCUUGCAUUGUUACAAAUUCAGGGCCCAGUUACCAUGCUUCGCCAGGAAUUACUCACAAAUCUAAUCCCAAUCUUCCUUGGCAAUCACCCGAACUCUGCCAUCAUCCUUCAUCACGCAUGGCACGCUCAAGCGCUCAACAUUAAACCUAUUAUCAUGCACGCGAUGGCCGAGUGGUACGUGCGCGGCGACUGCGAUCAAACACGUCUUUCGCGCAUCUUAGACGUUGCUCAAGAUCUCAAGGCACUUUCGAUGCUACUUAACGCCCAAAGUUAUCCUUUUAUAAUUGAUCUUGCUUGUUUGGCAUCUCGACGUGAAUAUCUCAAACUUGAAAAGUGGCUUACAGACAAGAUAAGGGAACACGGCGAAGCAUUCGUGACAGCGUGUAUUAAAUUUUUACAAAGACGUUGCCCACAGCUGUUUGGCAAAAGCGAUGAUAGUUUACCUAAAGCUGCAGUGCUGCCGAACGAAACACUAACAACAAUGGUUGUUUGUUUACAAUCGUGCCUAGGUAACGUGAGUUCCGAUUGCCACGAUGCGAUCGUCAACUUAGCUACCAGUUGUUCGAUACUCAUCAAACAAAGACAACAGCCAGCAGCAAUCUUGCGUCCGCACAGGGGCCUUGACGUGCCUUACAAUUCAUCGAGCAUGGCAGGUCCACUUUUUAAUCCAAAUGUAGAUCCUAUAGCGUCUAUAGGGACGAGUCUAGCCAGUAUAAAUUUGGGCGGUCCCACAAGUUCCGCUUUCAAUUUGCAAGGUGGUUUGGGUCCACUUGUACCAUCGCCUGGUUCACCAUCAAGACUUGUAGGUUCUAUAUCAAAUAGUCCCUUUCCUAUGAUGCCGCUUCAACACCAGGGCGCUGUAGGGACAGCAGCAAAUAUUAUGCCAGGUGUCAACAGUUUAGGGAGUCUUAGUCGUAUGGGUCCCAAUCCCAGUAUGGAGAAACCCCGACUACCUGAAUCAAAUCUAUUUCCUGAAAUUGCUCCCAACGUUUCAAAAGAUAUAGAAGAUGAGGCUAACAGCUACUUCCAAAGAAUAUAUAAUCACCCACCGCAUCCCACACUCUCAAUUGAUGAAGUUUUGGAUAUGCUCAAAAGGUUUCAAGAUUCAUCGAUUAAACGUGAAAGAGAGGUUUUCAAUUGUAUGUUAAGAAACCUAUUUGAAGAGUACCGAUUCUUUCCGCAAUAUCCUGACAAAGAGCUGCACAUAACUGCUCAACUGUUCGGCGGAAUAAUAGAACGAGGGCUUAUGCCAAACUAUAUGGCCUUAGGGCUGGCCUUGCGUUUCGUUUUGGAUGCCUUAAAAAAAUCAGAAGGAUCAAAAAUGUACUAUUUUGGUAUUGCCGCGUUAGACCGUUUUAAAUCGCGUCUUAAGGAGUACCAUAAGUAUUGCGAACAUAUUCGAGCGAUUCCACACUUCAAUGAGUUUCCACCCCACCUGAUAGAAUAUGUAGAGUUCGGUUUGCAAAGUUUAGAACCUCCGAAUAAACCUCAGGGACCAGUUCUUCCACCUAGCCUGACUGCCAUGCUGGGACCUGUUAACGCGCAAUCUUACAAAAACACCAAUUCAACGCCAUCUUCCGUUUCCAGCACAAAAACCAGUGCUACCACAACAAGUACCUUGGGAAGUAGACCAUCUAUUGCCAAUGCUACGAACAUUGAUACACUUUUGGUAGCCACGGAAAAAGAAGAAAAAGUUAUUGCACCUCCAGAGAACAUACAAGACAAAACGGCUUUUAUAUUUAACAAUUUGAGUCAACUAAACUUACAGCAAAAAUGCGACGAACUCCGUGAACUAAUACAAGAAGAGUACUGGGCGUGGAUAGCGCAAUAUUUAGUAAUGAAACGGGCCUCAAUAGAAUUAAACUUUCACGGAUUAUAUUCGAAUUUUCUGGACACUCUCAAGAUACCCGAAGUAAACAGAAUGGUCACAAAAGAAACAUUUCGCAACAUAAAAGUUCUGUUACGCUCCGAUAAAGGAAUUGCGAAUUUUUCAGACCGUUCUUUGCUAAAAAACUUGGGUCAUUGGUUAGGAAUGCUAACGUUGGGACGCAACAGGCCUAUACUACAGAUUGAUAUAGACCUUAAAGCAUUAUUAGUUGAGGCAUACCAUAAGGGUCAACAAGAACUGCUAUAUGUGGUCCCAUUUGUCGCCAAAGUGCUUGAAUCGUGUUCUAAAAGUAAAGUAUUCAAGCCACCAAACCCAUGGACCAUGUCAAUAAUGAACGUUCUUGCAGAACUGCACCAAGAACAAGAUCUUAAAUUGAACCUUAAAUUUGAAAUUGAAGUACUUUGUAAAACUUUAGACCUCGAAGUGUCUCAACUUAAGCCAACAGUAUACUUAAAAGAUCCUGAACGCUUACGCAAAAUUGAAUACCAACUGUCUCAGUCUAAUAAAAAAGAACAACCUAUUUCGACCCAAACAGCUAUUGGUCCGAAUAUGAACGAUUCGGAGCUAGCAGUCGUUUCAGGCCAGACGGUCAGUUCGCCUACUGUAACUCAAAAUAGCAGCUCAACACCAACGAGCACUAUUGCAGCACCACCUGAACCUCGUUUCAACUACGUUGAUAUACAGUUGGCCGGAAAUGCGGCUUUACAAACACAUAUAACAGUUAGUCCGUCGAUUCUGCUGUUUCAAAGUCAACCACAACUGAAACCGCUUGUUCGUACUGCAAUUGAACGAGCCGUACAAGAAUGGAUCGUACCGGUCGUAGAUCGAUCGAUCAAAAUAGCACUGACGACAUGCGAGAAUAUCGUUCGCAAAGAUUUCGCGCUUGACUCAGAUGAAAAUCGUAUGAGGACUGCAGCACACUGCAUGGUACGUAAUCUGACUGCAGGCAUGGUGAUGAUAACGUGUCGCGACCAGUUACUAGCGGCUAUCAACACGCACAUGAAAACAACGUUACAGAAUGCAAUGGUGGGCGCAACAGCCCAACAAAAAGAGAUGAUCGAACAAGCAGCGAAUGUAGUCGCUCAAGAUAAUAUGGAACUCGCGUGUGCCUUUAUACAAAAAACUGCGAUCGAAAAAGCGAUACCUGAGAUUGACAAACGAUUAGUUACCGAAUUCGAAUUGAGGAAGAUCGCAAGACAGGAAGGCAGGCGAUACUGUGAUGCCAUCGCAUUGACAUAUCAGGCCGAACGAAUGCCCGAACCGAUUCGACUUAAAGUUGGUGGAGUGACACAACAACAAAUGGCUGUGUACGAGGAAUUUGCACGCAAUAUACCCGGCUUCCUACCUCUGACCGACCGCGAUACCGCUCUGUUUAUUCCGAAACCUCAGGUUACGUUAGAGCCCCAACCACAUCCACCUACACCCUUCCAGAACUCCCAAGCGAUACUCGCUUCGGAGGAGAUUGUGGCAGUGUUUGAGAAACUAGCUAUCGAGGUUGAGCAGUUUGUCCAAGCAACUGUCGGUCAAGCAACCUUUACAGUUAUGAAUACUCAUAUGCAUGUACUCCACGAGUGCCUCAUACACGCAAUAAGAAGUAGGGACAUUGUUAUGUCGGCAGUUAAUCUUAUACAAAAGUGUGUCGAAGGUCUUCAAGAUGCCUUGCUGUCAGUAUCAAGUGAUCCUGAACCUGUAGUCUUGCGCUACAAAGAGAUCUAUAUUCGCGUCCUCAAAGCAUUACAAGAUCCUCGAGCUUUCGGGCAACAGUGGGUGAAUAAACAAGUUACUCGUUUUCUUACAGAAUGUCGCGAAGAUUUGCGCUAUAACUUAGACGCAGUGAACACUUUGAUCCAAGCUGGCUUGGUAAACUUACCUCAAUAUGACUUGGCCCUAGCUCAUUGUCUUGAAAAUGGCUUGAACUACAUGGCCGUCACAUUUGCAAUGCAGCUGAUGCAAGUAUUCCUCAUUGAAGACAGGAACAAUCAGUUCGUUACAGAGUCUGACUUCAUCAAUACUAUCGAUAUGCUAGCGAAAAUAGCGACCCAUACACGCCAACCUCCUGAAGGAUUAGCGAAUGUUAUUGACCUGCUUAGACAAAAUCACGACCAAGCGGGAUUCUUUGGCGAAAGAGCUGCCGCUGGACCUACCGUACAUAUACAUAACGGAAUUUUGCAGGCUCGAUCAUUAAACUAUGAUGAUCCUCCAGGAUUAAUGGAAAAAACAGACUUCCUGUUAAAAGAUUGGAUAAAUAUCUACCACUCAGCCUCUGGGCGUGAUUCGACGAAGGCCUUUAGUAUGUUCGUACACCAAAUGAAUGUGCACGGCAUUUUAAAGACAGACGAUUUGAUUACACGGUUUUUCCGUCUGUCCACUCAACUCUGCGUUGAAGUAGUGUGUCGUAAUCUCGCCGAAACUGUCACUCCUACUGUGAUAAGAGCCAAAUGUUACUACACCUUGGACGCCUUUGUUAGACUUAUAGCACUCCUAGUUAAGCAUUCUGGAGACUCAAAUAAUACUACUACAAAGAUACAUCUUUUGAAUAAAGUACUCGGGAUUGUGGCAGGAUGUUUACUUCAAGAUCAUGAAACUAGGAUGACUGAGUUCCAGCAGUUGCCUUAUCACCGAAUCUUUAUAAUGUUGUUCCUCGAAUUGUGUGCACCUGAACCUGUUCUGGAAGCGAUCAACUUCCAAGUUCUUACGGCUUAUUGUCACACGUAUCAUAUUCUGCGACCAUCAAAGGCAGCCGGAUUCUGCUAUGCAUGGCUCGAACUGAUAUCGCAUCGUGUCUUUAUAGGACGCAUGCUCGCCGUCACGCCUCAACAAAAGGGCUGGGCCAUGUACGCCCAAUUGUUAAUCGAUCUGUUCAAAUAUCUUGCACCCUUUUUGAGGAACGCAGAAUUAGCAAAACCGGUCACUAUGCUUUACAAGGGUACACUAAGGGUGCUGUUGGUUCUCCUACAUGAUUUUCCCGAAUUCUUAUGCGAUUACCACUACGGGUUCUGCGAUGUAAUACCGCCCAACUGUAUUCAGAUGCGUAACUUAAUCCUGUCUGCGUUUCCAAGGAAUAUGCGUCUUCCUGAUCCUUUCACACCCAAUUUAAAGGUGGACAUGUUGCAAGAAAUAUCAUAUGCCCCCCGUGUAUUAACGAACUUUGCGGCUCUGAUUACUCCUUCACAAUUCAAAAAAGACCUCGACUCGUACCUGAAAGCGCGCGCACCCGUUACUUUCCUGUCAGAGUUGCGUAGCAACCUACAGGUUUCGAACGAGCCGGGCAUGCGAUACAAUAUCCCCUUGAUGAAUGCCCUGGUCAUGUACGUUGGUACGCAAGCGAUCGCGUACAUCCGCAGCAAGGGCUUAACGCCGAACAUGUCUACAAUAGCUCAUAGUGCGCACAUGGACAUAUUCCAGAACCUAACGGUCGAUCUGGACACCGAAGGCCGUUAUCUGUUCUUAAAUGCUGUGGCUAAUCAGUUACGGUAUCCGAACAGUCACACGCACUAUUUUUCAUGCACGUUAUUGUAUCUAUUCGCGGAAGCGAAUACCGAGGCCAUUCAGGAACAAAUAACGCGGGUACUGCUGGAAAGACUCAUCGUUAAUCGGCCACACCCAUGGGGCUUGCUAAUUACUUUUAUUGAACUAAUCAAAAAUCCAACAUACAAAUUCUGGAAUCAUGAAUUCGUGCAUUGCGCACCAGAAAUCGAAAAGCUUUUCGAAUCAGUAGCACGUUCGUGCAUGGUACAAAAGACCGGCGUUCAAGCGCAAGAAAGUGAUGUUCAAGAGUGAUGAUACUUAAAGUUAGAAUUAACUGUAACUGUUUUGUAAAUAACGUUUCCAAUCGUGAAACCAGCCUCAAUUAUUGAACAAAAAGUACUAAAUUGUAAAAUAAUUAAGAGAAGACGAUGCUGUCGUCAAUUCAAUUGUGAAAUAUACAUUAAUUUUAUUCGUUGCUUUUAUUUUCAAACAGGAGGGCGUCUCUACUUUUUUUUGGGUUUCCGAUGCAUUUUAGGUUUUUCCUGGUAACGAAUAAUGUAUAAUAGGUGUAGUAUUAUUGUAAUAUAACGAAUCAUAGUAUUUUUAAGAGAUUUUCAUGUAUUUGUAAUAAAUAUAAAUAUAUUGUAGAUGUAAUAAACGGUUUUGAAAGUU
Messenger RNA from Agrilus planipennis (emerald ash borer), 7667 nucleotides. RefSeq names its product CCR4-NOT transcription complex subunit 1 (gene Not1). Gene Ontology annotation, molecular function: molecular adaptor activity. The transcript has 12 exons. Bases 234 to 7307 code for a protein of 2357 amino acids. NCBI's taxonomy places the organism in Eukaryota, Metazoa, Arthropoda, Insecta, Coleoptera, Buprestidae. Gene Ontology annotation, cellular component: CCR4-NOT core complex; P-body. Gene Ontology annotation, biological process: nuclear-transcribed mRNA catabolic process, deadenylation-dependent decay. The record is from RefSeq and is a predicted model, not a curated record.